Molecule: messenger RNA, 966 nt
Organism: Cooperia oncophora
Lineage: Eukaryota; Metazoa; Nematoda; Chromadorea; Rhabditida; Trichostrongylidae
Source: the annotation of a GenBank genome assembly
AUGGUCCGUGGCGGAACUAUCAUGAUACCGUAUCUGGUGGUAGGCUUUGUGAUCAUGUGCGUGUGCAGUAUCAUAUCAGUGAUGACAAGAGCUCUGUACAUGCAUCAAGAAAAUUGGUACAAGAUCGCUCUGGCUAUAAUGGCUUGCCUUACUCCCUUACUUUCGUGCUCAACAGCUUUGGCCAUGAUGUUCAUGUGUGGCAUACGGUUCGCUUCCAUCCUCUGUGUUAUACCGUUCCUCGUUCUCUCCAUCGGUGUCGACUCAUCGUAUCUAAUGAUUCACGAAUGGCAGCGGGUUACAGAACAUAUGCGAGAAACGCCGCGGAAGAAGGACAGUGUUGGUCAGCGAAUGAGUGAGGUACUGUCGGAAGUCGGCCCAGCAAUUCUCAUCUCGUGUCUAACCAACGUUUUUGCUGACGCCGUCGGUUCGUUCACCUCAUCCCCGGAGAUCACGCUGCUUUGUACCGGCAACAUGCUGUCCAUGUGCGUCGCGUUCGUCUAUCAGAUGACGUUCUACGCCGGUCUGAUGACGCUCGUGGGACGGCGUGAAAUCGGCGAAGAUCUCGAAGAGAAGAAUAGAAUGGCUAUCAGCAUUGCCGAAAAUCGCGUCAACAUUGCUAAGCACCAUAGGACACUUACGCGUAAACCGUCUAAAUUCCACGAGGCUACGAAGCCGGUGAUCAGUAAAUGCAUGAAAGACUAUGUUGAGACUAUGACAACUCCAGUGGUCUACGUCGGAAUAUUCCUCAUCUACCUAGCCUAUCUAGCGAUGAGCAUCUACGGAAUUACUAGGAUCAAUAUUAGACUGACUGCAACAAAACUCUUCGCCACCGACUCGCCCCUGCUGGAGCUUGAACGGCAAUCUCGUAUCACAUAUCAAGUACCCGUCUACUCGAUGGCCACCGUAUUCGUCAAGAAUCCCGGCAAUCUGUCGGAGCCGGAGCGAUUACAUCGGAUUAAUGAGUAA